This is a messenger RNA of Aspergillus aculeatinus CBS 121060, 3027 nucleotides long. RefSeq names its product SAM complex subunit SAM50 (gene sam50). The transcript is spliced from 6 exons. Bases 105 to 2663 code for a protein of 852 amino acids. Gene Ontology annotation, biological process: vesicle fusion with Golgi apparatus; endoplasmic reticulum to Golgi vesicle-mediated transport. Gene Ontology annotation, cellular component: outer membrane; trans-Golgi network. NCBI's taxonomy places the organism in Eukaryota, Fungi, Ascomycota, Eurotiomycetes, Eurotiales, Aspergillaceae. The record is from RefSeq and is a predicted model, not a curated record.
GGGAGGAUCGCCUCAGUCCGUCCGAGGUCUUCGCAUCACCGUGCCAAAGUGGAAAAGUGAAGGAAGCAAGCAAGGUUUCUCGUUUGGCCAUUGCCGCCGCAGCAAUGUCUUCUCCACUUUCCGCCGAUGACGGAGAUAUCUUCGAGCGUCUACAACAACGUACCGACCCAAAAGUGCAGGAAGAGCAGCAGAAAGCUGUCAAUGAACGGGUCAGAGCGAUCUAUGAGAAGGCACAAAAUCGCCUCGGUGAAUUGAUCGACCAAAAUUCCACUCUACCAUGUGUCAUCUCUUCAGUGCAGGUUCAUGGUGCUCGCCAUACCCGCAGAAGCUUUCUGGAGCAGAUAUUCAACCCUCUGCUUAGCAGCAAUCAUACUAGGCCCUAUACGCUCUCGGAAGCCUUGCAGGAAGUAUCGGCACGUGCGGACAAGCUUGGCAGGUUUGAUGUCUUUCAACAGCCGAUCUCGGUAUAUCUCGAUCAGUCAUCACUGGCUGACCCGCAAACUGGUCUCCCGACCAUUGAUGUCCUGCUGUCGGUCAAGGAGAAGUCUCGCGUCUUGCUCAAGACGGGUACUGAUCUUGGAAACGCUGAAGGAUCUGCUUAUGGUAACCUUCUCUGGCGUAAUGUGUUUGGAGGCGCAGAGAACCUGAACUUGAAUGCUUCACUGGGCACCAGAACAAGAUCCGCAUACCAGGCCACCUUCGACACCCCACUUUCCAGCGACCCCGAUUUCCGCUUGGAGCUUGGUGGAAUUGCCAGUGCCACACAAAAGUCUUGGGCAAGCCACGAGGAGGUGCUGAAAGGCGGAUGGAGCAAACUUCGCUGGAUGAGCUCGUCCGGACACCACCAUGAAUUUGGAUACAACGGUUUCUGGAGACAAAUGACUGGCCUUUCGGAAAAUGCAUCCUCUACUGUUCGUGCCGACGCCGGAGACAGCGUGAAGAGCAGCGUCUUCCACAGCUGGACUAACGAUCGGAGGGAUAAUGCGCUCCUUCCGUCGCGGGGCUACUAUGCCAAGGUCUUCAAUGAGGUGGCCGGCUGGGGUCCGCUCAAGGGUGAUGUCUCUUUCUGGAAGUCGGAGAUCGAAACACAAGCUGCAGUCCCCGUCCCCAUCCCUGGUCUCAAAGGCGACAGUGGCGUCAGUUUCACAACUGGAUUCCGUGCGGGACUUUUGUACCCACUCAGGCUUGAUUCCGAUUCUCGACCACAAUUAUCUCGCGUUAACGACCGUUUCCUGCUGGGAGGCCCCACAGAUGUGCGUGGGUUCCGUCUUUGCGGCCUCGGACCUCAUGAUGGAGCGGAUGCGGUUGGAGGGGACGUGUAUGCUGCGGGAAGUGCCAAUUUGCUGCUUCCACUCCCGAGAGUGGGUGCCGACAAGCCUUUCCGUCUACAAGCAUUUGUGAACGGUGGUCGUCUUCUGCCACUUCGCACGGCUGACAAGAAUGUCCCCACUUCCAGUGGUGAGGUGAAAGAUGCCAUGGUAUCGACCAUCUCCGAGCUGGCAAAUGGUUUGCCCAGCGUUGCGGCGGGUGUCGGACUGGUUUAUGCUCAUCCAGUUGCCAGAUUCGAGUUGAACUUCUCUCUGCCACUGGUGUUGCGUAAAGGUGAAGAAGGCCGCAAGGGCCUUCAAAUGGGAAUCGGCAUUAACUUCCUCGUCUUUCUUCACAAAAUUUCUCCUCUCCUCCCGCUUCUCCUCCUGACCUUGGCCGCAAUGGCCCAGUAUUACCCGCAGCAACAGCCUUACGGAGCGCAGGCCUCUGCGCAGAACCUUCAAUUCUACCCAACAUCCUACCAGUCUGUGUCCGGUCAUACAACCCCUUCUCAAGCUUCCUACGGAGGCUUUGGAGGUCCCUCUAAUCCGUCCGCCCAAGCUUAUCCCGUCGGAGGGGUCGGAAGCGGAUAUGGCGGCUUCGGCUCUCCGUCUGCAGGAGUGAGCGGCAGGAUGGGUGAACAGGGCGGUUUACGGACGGGGUGGCUUGCUGCGUUUGGAACAGAAGGGUACGAUGGGGAGCCGCCGCUUUUGGAGGAGCUGGGAGUCAAUUUUGAACACAUUCGCACGAAGACCUUGACCGUCUUGAAUCCCUUUGCUCGCAUUGAUCAGCACCUGAUGGACGACAGCGACCUCUACGGCGCGCUGCUUUAUAUCGUACUCUACGGCACAUUCCUCCUGCUGUCCGGCAAGGUCUUUUAUGGCUAUAUCUACGGCGUCGCGGUAUUCGGCACCGUUGCCCUGCACCUGAUUCUCAGCUUGAUGUCGCCCGCGCUCGACGCGGUUCCCGUGGCCAACGCCGCCGAUCCCACCAACUACUCCCCGCACCACAAACCCACCAUGUCGGACGCCUCGGCCGCCGGCCAUUUCUCUGCAACCCUGACCUUCCCCCGCUCCGCCAGCGUACUUGGCUAUUGCUUCUUGCCUUUGGUGCUGACGAGCUUGGUCGGGAUCCUCAUCCCCAUGGAUACCAUGUUCGGCUAUCUCCUGACCACCGCCGCCGUUGGCUGGUGCACCUACAGCUCCUCGGGCAUGUUCUGCGCCGUCGCCCGUAUGCGCGGCAUGAGAGGCCUGGUGGCGUAUCCGCUGGCACUGUUCUAUGUGGUCUUCGGUAUCAUGGGAAUCUUCUCCUCCCGAGGAAGUGGUACCCUGGCUGCCAAGACGGGCGCUGCCUGACCGAGACUACGGAAUCGAUAUCUGGGGCGCACACUGGAGGCGCAGCCAUCAAAGUCUUUACAUUAGAACGACUAAGCGUUGCACUCAGGCUGUUUGCAAGUCGAACCGCACCUUCGCAGCGAAGGCACCGCUUGGUUGGCUUCGCGGCAGAUUUGUAUGAAUAUCAUGAUUUCUCUCGCUGCUUUAGUUAUACCAUAAGUGCAUCUUCGAGUUUCUGAGCUAGCGGCGUACUUGAACCUUCCUUGGUUGACGGGUCUAGUUACUCUGGUAAAAAAGAAGUAUACUUCGCCAACCCCUUGUCCAGUCCGCAACUUUAGUAUGACUUCGCAUUUUACUGUCAUCACAGGUCUGGGUCGGACAUCCC